This is a messenger RNA of Cajanus cajan (pigeon pea), 1636 nucleotides long. NCBI's taxonomy places the organism in Eukaryota, Viridiplantae, Streptophyta, Magnoliopsida, Fabales, Fabaceae. The record is from RefSeq and is a predicted model, not a curated record.
AUGGGCAUGGCCUACGAAUUUGGACCCUACCUAGUUCCCUGCUGCGCUCCGACGUUAAUACGGGAGACCAUAACUAAUGUACAGGCUCAUGUCUUCAAGUCAAAGUCUGGAGCUUGUGCCGCAUUCCUUGCAAACUAUAACCCACAAUCUUAUGCAACAGUGACAUUUGGAAAUCAGCAUUACAACUUGCCUCCUUGGUCUAUAAGCAUUCUUCCUAACUGCAGGCACACUGUUUAUAACACUGCAAGGGUUGGUUCCCAGAGCACACAGAUGAAGAUGACUCGUGUUCCUAUUCAUGGGGGUCUCUCUUGGAAAGCGUAUAAUGAAGAGACAACCACCACUGGUGACAGUUCCUUCACGGUGACUGGCCUGUUGGAGCAGAUUAAUGCAACCAGAGAUUUAUCUGACUACUUGUGGUACUCCACAGAUGUUGUGAUCAAUCCCAAUGAAGGAUUUUUGAGAAAUGGAAAGAAUCCUGUUCUUACAGUUUUGUCUGCUGGUCAUGCUUUGCAUGUUUUUAUCAACAAUCAGCUGUCAGGAACUGUAUAUGGAAGCUUAGAGUCCCCCAAGCUAACCUUUAGUGAAAGUGUGAGGCUCAGAGCUGGUGUUAACAAAAUCUCCCUUCUAAGCGUUGCAGUUGGGCUUCCGAAUGUUGGUCCACAUUUUGAAAGAUGGAAUGCUGGUGUUCUUGGCCCAAUUACAUUAAGUGGUCUCAAUGAGGGGAAAAGGGACUUGACUUGGCAGAAGUGGUCAUACAAGGUUGGUCUUAAAGGUGAAGCCUUGAAUCUUCAUUCUCUUAGUGGAAGUUCCUCUGUUGAGUGGCUUCAGGGGUACUUAGUUUCCAGAAGGCAGCCAUUGACCUGGUACAAAACUACCUUUGAUGCCCCAGCUGGAGUUGCACCACUGGCUUUAGACAUGGCCAGUAUGGGAAAAGGUCAAGUGUGGAUAAAUGGACAAAGUCUGGGCCGCUACUGGCCUGCUUACAAAGCAUCUGGUUCUUGUGGUUACUGUAACUAUGCAGGAACAUAUAACGAAAAGAAAUGCGCAAGUAACUGUGGCGAGGCUUCUCAAAGAUGGUAUCAUGUUCCUCACUCAUGGCUAAAGCCAACUGGAAAUUUAUUGGUCCUGUUUGAGGAAGUGGGCGGUGAUCCAAACGGGGUCUUUUUGGUGAGAAGGGAUAUAGAUAGUGUAUGUGCUGAUAUUUAUGAGUGGCAGCCAAAUCUUGUAAGUUAUGAGAUGCAAUCUUCUGGCAAAGUCAGAAGUCCUGUGAGACCAAAAGCACAUUUGUCAUGUGGUCCUGGACAAAAAAUCUCAUCAAUCAAGUUUGCUAGCUUUGGCACUCCUGUAGGCUCUUGUGGAAACUACCGUGAAGGAAGUUGUCAUGCUCACAAGUCAUAUGAUGCUUUCCAAAAGAAUUGUGUUGGUCAGAGCUGGUGCACAGUGACAGUGUCACCUGAAAUUUUUGGAGGAGAUCCAUGUCCAAAUGUCAUGAAGAAACUCUCAGUGGAGGCUAUCUGCACCUGAUCAUUUUCAACCUCUGAAAAUAAAUGGAAUAAGGGUUCCAUAGUGAUUUUUUCUGCAAUUGAAUACAGGGUUUCAUAUUGAUUUGGCUUUACCGAGGUGAAGUUGCAGCUGA